Molecule: messenger RNA, 1295 nt
Organism: Misgurnus anguillicaudatus (oriental weatherfish)
Lineage: Eukaryota; Metazoa; Chordata; Actinopteri; Cypriniformes; Cobitidae
Product: nucleoside diphosphate-linked moiety X motif 17
Biological process (GO): NAD+ catabolic process; mitochondrion organization; NADP+ catabolic process
Cellular component (GO): cytosol; peroxisome; cytoplasm
Molecular function (GO): NADH pyrophosphatase activity
Source: RefSeq, a predicted model, not a curated record
AAACACGUGAGGCCAUUUUCCGGCGCUGUAUUUCGGAUGUUGUGGUUUCGUUUUUUGGGGAAUCUGAUAAGUUCUCAUGUGACCUGUCAUUCUCAUAGACAUAAACAGUAUCAUCUAGUUAAAUGAAUUUAUCUGAUUAACGUAACUGCAUUAAAUACAGUAGAAAUAAUGUGCAUUUAUAUUAUGCAUAUUAACUCACGAAUUAAUGUUUGUUGUCAUAAAAACGCACGAGUGAUUUAAGGUCGUUGUUAUAUUUUGUGACGGGGUACGAUAAAGUAUGGAGAAGGUCCGAAGGAUUCUGGUUUAUUUGUCGAAGGAUAACGCCGCACCGCAGUGCGCACGAUUCGUGCAGAGCAUAACUGGACAUUUUGUAGGAGAUGUUGAGGACCAGGCGACAGUGAGCUGUUCCCUGGACAAUAACAGAUUUAUUUUAAGUGACCAGCUGUAUGGUGGAGGAAUCCCUCUGAAGAGGGCGCCAUUUUGCCCCAUCAAAUACCUGUCUCACUCUGAGGCAGACUCCCUGCCCCCAGAUACCCUCAAGCGCGGGGUAGACGUGGGCGUUGCCGUUCUGCUGCAGUCAGCCAAUCAGAGGCUGUUGCUAACGCGUCGCGCCUCCUGUCUUCGGAUCUUCCCCAAUGUUUGGGUUCCACCUGGUGGCCAUGUGGAGCUGGAUGAAAAGCUGCUGGAUGCAGGACUCAGAGAGCUACAAGAAGAGACCGGUCUGAAACUGAGUCCUGAUCAGAUCUCCACUCAGCUCCUUGGCUUGUGGGAGUCAGUGUAUCCACCUAUGUUGUCCAGAGGUUUGCCACAGAGACAUCACAUUGUGACCUACAUACUUCUGAAGAGCUCUCUGUCGCACCUGCAGCUUCAGGCCUGUUUGAAACCAGAUCCUGCUGAGGUUAGUGGUUGUGUCUGGGUUGAUGCUGGUCUGGUUAAAGCCAUAGUAUCUGCUGUGGACGGUGAGGAGGAUUCUGUACAAGUACCGGCUGACCUGCCAUGUACCAUCAGUGUAACGGAAGUGUCUAUACAUGGUGAUUUGGAAGAGACCUCGCAACCCGUUUCUGUGUUCUGUAACCGGGCUCCAGACCAUGGCGAGGAGAUAGAGCGAGUCAGUACCGGAACCAAAUAUGCCUUAGAGCUGUGGUUAAAAACGUUGGAGCCUCACACUGAGAUGGGCUGAUGGCUCCUGUCUCAUGCGAACAUUUACCCAGUGCCUUCAGAAGACUGGAGCUUUGUCAGCAGUGCACAGCCCUUUUCGUUCAUGUCUUAAAGGAAUAUUCCAUUUUCUUAAAAGA